Messenger RNA from Manduca sexta (tobacco hornworm), 2327 nucleotides. RefSeq names its product kelch-like protein 10 (gene klhl10). Gene Ontology annotation, molecular function: protein binding. The record is from RefSeq and is a predicted model, not a curated record. NCBI's taxonomy places the organism in Eukaryota, Metazoa, Arthropoda, Insecta, Lepidoptera, Sphingidae. Bases 273 to 2249 code for a protein of 658 amino acids. The transcript is spliced from 13 exons.
GCAACCGGUGAAAAUGAAAAUUCUUUUAUCCAGUAAUGUCACUUGGAAAAAAAAGGUGUGACAUGUUUGUCAUUCUUAUAUCAUUUUUUUGCUAACCUAAAAUGUUUUAUCAAAUGACUUGAUUUUGCUGUUUUGAGUUAUUUUUUACGGUUAUUUUUAAAAAUUUAUUGAGCUAAAUCUCGAUUGUGUCGCGUGGCGUCCGUUUGGUUGUUAAUAUUUUUUUAAUGCGUGACAAUUUUAUAAUGAUGGCUUUACGCUAAAGUUGCACUGAGAUGGAAAACGACCCGAAUAACACUAGGGCGGGUCGCGAGACAGGCCGGUGCAUGUCGGUGGCGGCGAUGCAGGCGCUGCACCGGCUGCGCGAGUGUCGGCUGCUGUGCGAUGCGAUCGUGCGCGCGGACGACGGCGCCGCCUUUCCCGUGCACCGCGCUAUCCUCUCCGCCUGCAGCCCAUACUUUCUGGCACUGUUUACAACAACACUGCACUGCCGGGAGCAGAGUGACGUGCUGAUAUCGGGCGUGCGCUCCGAGAUCCUGCUACUGCUGAUUGAGUACGCGUAUCUGCGGCGCAUAGACGUUUCUGACGGGAACGUCCACGAGCUGCUCAUGACCGCUGACUACCUCGCUUUUCUGGGCGUGCUGCAGCUCUGCUGUGACCAUCUAAGGGCUGCUCUUAACCCUAAGAACUGUCUCGGUAUCAUGAUGUUCGCAAGACGUGUGUUUUGUUAUAAACUGGAAGCAGAUGCCCGUCGAUACUUGCUUCGUUAUUUUGUUACGGUGGCGACACAGAGCGAGGAAUUCCUUCAUCUGCCGUUAGAAGAAUUGAACUCCAUCAUUCUAGAGGAUGAACUAAAUGUAAAGAGCGAAGAAGUAGUAUGGGAAGCUGUGCUGCGCUGGGUGAAUUACGAACCCGACUCACGCUGGCAGCACACUGUUAAACUCAUGGGCAGUAUACGUCUCGGAUUGUUGGACACACAAUUUUUUUUAGAAAAUGUAAAAGACCAUCCGUAUGUAACUGGAAACGAAGGAUCGAGGCCCAUAAUUAUAGAGACACUGAAGUUUCUGUACGAUUUGGAAAUGAUCGCUCAGAGAGACGGUGAAGUUGCCACACCCGAAAUUGCACGACCGAGAGUGCCGCACGAGGUUUUAUUCGCGAUCGGUGGCUGGAGCGGCGGAUCCCCGACCGCCUUCAUCGAAACCUACGAUACUAGAGCUGAUCGUUGGAUAAAGGUAGAAGAAGUGGACUCUGCCGGUCCUCGCGCGUACCAUGGCACCGCGGUGCUGGGUUACUGCAUCUACGUGAUCGGCGGCUUCGACGGCAUGGAUUACUUCAACUCGUGCCGCUGUUUUGACGCCGUCACGAAGACGUGGCGUGAGGUGGCUCCAAUGAACGCGCGGCGGUGUUACGUGUCAGUGGCAGUGUUAGGCGAGACGAUAUACGCGAUGGGCGGCUACGACGGCCACCACCGCCAGAACACGGCGGAGAAGUUCAACCACCGCACCAACCAGUGGUCCCUGGUGGCGCCCAUGAACGCGCAACGGUCUGAUGCCAGCGCCGCCGCACUCGACAAUAAGAUCUACAUAACGGGCGGUUUCAACGGGCAAGAGUGUAUGAACAGUGUGGAGGUGUACGAUCCUGACACGAAUCAGUGGACUAACCUGGCGCCUAUGCGUUCGCGCCGCUCCGGCGUCUCGUGCAUUGCCUAUCACAACAAGAUCUAUGUAAUAGGGGGUUUCAACGGCAUAUCGAGGAUGUGCAGCGGCGAGGUGUACGACCCAGCGACCAACACCUGGGCGCCGGUGCCCGACAUGUACAACCCGCGCAGCAACUUCGCCAUAGAAGUCAUCGACGAUAUGAUAUUCGCCAUCGGCGGCUUCAAUGGGGUCACUACUAUCUACCACGUCGAAUGCUAUGAUGAGAGAACUAACGAGUGGUAUGAAGCAACCGACAUGAACAUCUACCGUUCGGCGCUGUCAGCGUGCGUGAUCAUGGGCUUGCCCAACGUGUACGACUACAUCCACAAACACCGGGAGCGGCUCAUGGAGGAGAAGCGGCAGAAAAUCCUGCUCUCAGAGACCGCGCGCCAUGGACAACACCGCACCGCAUUGCCCGAUGUCCAUCUUAUGGAAGAUAACGACGAUAUGUUAGAGCAGCUCGGGCUCAUGGACAACCAGGCGAACAACAACGAAGUGCCGGUGCCGCCGCCCCCGCCGCCGCCGCUGCCGCCACAACCGAUGGAGCAAGAUUGACUGUCUCUUUUGUAUCCGUUUUAAGGUCACACUCAAGUUUAAAAUUUUCAAAACACCUUGCUAUCUCCUAAUCAGUAA